GCCACUGCGAUGCUCUAUCCCAUGUACACAGUGCAGGCAGAGUUGCUCCUGCAGAUGAUGACGAUUGAGGCCCACGAGGUGCUCAAGGCACGGGGCGAUGCCGUCAUCUUCGACGAGAGCAUGGGAAGCGCUGCUUUCGUUUCACACCAGUGGGUUGCCAGAAACCACCCUGACCCCGACUUCGAGCAGAUGCGUGUGUUCAAGGAGGCCAUGAGCCAUCUCCUCUACAGAAGGGGUUCCAUCUCCGUAGAUUUUGUAACGGAAUCUUUUGUGCCCAGCGCCAAAGGCAUUUUGCACGAAGAGUUCCAGGCAAGACCGCUGUUCAUUUGGUACGACUAUUUUUCUGUGCCGCAGACUGCAGUCCAGGGCAGGCAAAGGGCGGAAGGCAUCAACACCAUUCCGGCCUAUGUGGCAAAGUGCCGCUUUUUCUUCGCUCUUUGCCCGACCAUUGAGUGCCCUACGCAGGGCAAGGUUCUGACCGCAGCAAGCUGGAGCGCACGAGGGUGGUGCAGGUUGGAGCGUGCUGCGCGAGAACUCUCCGCACACGAUUCCUGGGUCCUUGUGAGAAGUUCGACUUCGUUUCAUGUGGUCGGCACGGCCGUGUCGUUUGUGUCUGGAUCGGUCGGCGAAGGCGAGUUCACUGUUGAGGAAGAUCGCCAGAAGCUAGCGCCUGUCAUGAAAAGCGUUGUGGAUAAGAAGUUGCUGCUGGCCCUUGAGGCUGGAGACUUGCCCGCUUACAGGCGGCACUUGAGCCUGCAGACGGUGCACUUGCGUGGCUUGGAGAUCGAGCCAGCAUUAAGCUUUCUUCCAUCUGACGAAGCCAAUCAGAAGAGCGGCGAUUCAGUGACAAUGUUCCUUCACCAGUAUCGCCUGACAAAGGUCAAGGGAAAGGACGCUGCUGGAUUCUGCCCAUUGCACUAUGCGGCGAUGUCUGGCAACAGUCAAGUGGUCGGGGGUCUGCUCGCCCGACGUGCCGAUCCCAACCGGAGGACCACAAAAAGUGAGCCAAAGCUUGGCUUUCCACUCUGGAUGUCGGCGCUGGACUUAGCCAUCUUCUACAAGCACAACGAUGCGGCCCGGCUGCUGAUUGCCGCUCGAGCCCGCCUGGAGGGGGGAAUCAAUACCAGCAUGCAUCUUGCAGCAAUCAGCAACAACGCAGAAGGCCUCUGCUUGCUUCGUGCUGCUGGCGGCAACCCUUGGACGCGAAACCUGUUCGGACAGUUAGCCUUUCAAGUCGCGGCUCUUUAUGGCAGCAUGGCAGCUAUGGAGGAAUUACUGGUGCAGGCUCAGUACGGACCGCAACAGUUUGGAGUGGCGCUCCACGGUGCUAUGGCUAAUUGUGGUGGCUCCGCCGAGCUGGUCGAGCUUUUGAUCAGCCUCCGGGCCGAUGUGGACUUCCAGUUUGACUGCCGUCGUGACCUGACUCGCAUUGGAAGGCUUUUUGGCGUAGCAGAAACAUUGAAGCACCGGGUUGGCCGAAGAUCGGCUCUCUCCUUGCUGGCGUAUCACAAUCAUGGCCAAACACCGCUAAUGGCAGCUAUGCAGGGUGCGCAGUACGAGGCCGCAGCGGCCCUGAUUGCAGCUGGAGCCAGGCUGGAUAUCCGCAAUUCGCAGAACUGGACGGCGGAGGACUUUUGCAGAGGACAGGAAAUUCCAGCGUUUCUGCAAAAGGGCCUGGAAGGAGAUCCUGAGGAAUGCCGGAGGGUAGCCUCGCUGGCGCUGCCAGACGGUUAUUUGGAGGUGCCGUUUUAG
This is a messenger RNA of Symbiodinium pilosum, 1752 nucleotides long. Lineage: Eukaryota; Dinophyceae; Suessiales; Symbiodiniaceae. The record is from the annotation of a GenBank genome assembly.